Molecule: messenger RNA, 657 nt
Organism: Alternaria metachromatica
Lineage: Eukaryota; Fungi; Ascomycota; Dothideomycetes; Pleosporales; Pleosporaceae
Exons: 1
Coding region: 1-657 (218 amino acids)
Source: RefSeq, a predicted model, not a curated record
AUGGCGCGAACCAAGAAACGUGCGCGAAUGGAUCCCGAAUUGUCGCAGUCUCAGCCACAGCUUCAUACCAAGCGACAGAGGGGACCGAACGCCAUGACAGCGCAAGCGGAAGAGGGGGCCGACGACACUACUGCGACAGACGAUGUGCGAUAUAUGAGAACGCAGCCAAAGGCCCAGGCACCUACCGAAAGCUCCCGAGCCAAGUCCUUUCCCAGUCAGACGUCUGAAGUCAUUGACUUGACGCUGAGCGACGAGCUCGACGAUGUAUUCCCCGCAUAUUCGUCCAGGUCAAAAGCUCUCCAGGAUCACGCCGAAGAGCAGCGCCACUCAAAGUACGCUCUACAGAACAAGACGACCGGAAAACUUGGCGAGCGCUCUCUAGGUCAAUCCAGCGGCGGGCAGGGUACUGAAAUCAACGAAGGCGAAGAACGAUGGGCCAUUCCCUCACUAUCUGCAGAUGUCCUUGCCCAGCGGCGCCAACAAAAGAAACAGGAGAGGAAGAGGCAGAGGAAGGAGGCGGCCAUUGACGUCAUAAACGCCCAACGCUCCUAUGCGCCGGUCAUGUUCACCCUCUCAGAGGCAGUAGCCUUUCUCUGGCAACCCCAGCUAGCGAUCACCUACGAUCUUCCGACUGGCGACUAUGUACCUUGUCAGUAA